Molecule: messenger RNA, 1036 nt
Organism: Guillardia theta CCMP2712
Lineage: Eukaryota; Cryptophyceae; Pyrenomonadales; Geminigeraceae
Exons: 19
Biological process (GO): protein phosphorylation; mitotic DNA damage checkpoint signaling
Cellular component (GO): nucleus; cytoplasm
Molecular function (GO): ATP binding; protein serine/threonine kinase activity
Source: RefSeq, a predicted model, not a curated record
UAGGCGCUGCAUGUCGGCCAGAGGAUGAAGACCAGCGAGUUCCUGCAUGAUGGCUUCCUUGGCGCCUACAAGAUCGUCAAGAAAAUCCACGAAGGAUCGCAUGCCCACGUGUACCAGGCUGAGUCCAAGGCAGGAGACAGCGUGGUGCUAAAGGUCGCAGAAGAGAACGCGGCAGUAAGGGAACGGCAAGUGCUCUUGGAGUUGAAGAAGAAAGAUGUCUCGUGCAAUCAUUUCGUGCGGCUCCUCGACUACAUGAUCCAUGAAGAAAUCCUCCCCUUCCUUGGAAGACAAGAUGAAGACACAAAGCUGGGCUGCCUGAUCCUGGAGUAUGCGACGAUGUCGUUGGAUCGCUGGCUCUUGCAGAAGAAUUUCCAGCCUACGUGGGUUGAGGUCUUGGAUGUCGGUAGCUCCCUUGGGUCCUCUUUACAGGAGCUACACUCUCUCGGGCUGAUCCACAAUGAUGUGAAACCUGCUAACUUUCUCCGAUCUUCCAGUGGGCAGUGGAAACUUUGCGACUUUGGGAGCACCACAGAGGACGGCAGCGUGAGGUUCGAAGUCACUUCAUCCUACUGUCCGCCAGAGCAGGCGAAGAGUAUCCUAAACAGCGAGAUCGUCCUGGCCUCGCAAGAUUCAGAUGUCUGGGCGUUCGGGAAGAUACUUUAUGAGAUGGUCAGCGGGCAGCCCGACAUCCUCGUGGAUGACUCGAGACCUGACGUGAUGGAGGUCAUCGCUCAGCUGGAGUCAGAUGUCGUACAGGAUGACAAGAUUCGCUUCCCCGCCCUGCGGUCUGUCUUGCGCUCCGCGUUGCAGCUUUCACCUCCAAGGAUGAGCAUGGCGACCAUCAUGUCCAAGGGUGUCUGGUCGGGGCUUGCUACCAUGACGGUGAGCGAGAAGGACGACGAUCACUCAGUUACUACGAAGACGCAUGUCCAGCUUCGUAUGGCGAUCUCGGAGCUCAUCGACUCUGAGAGGGAGUACUGCCUACGUUUGACGAGAGUGGUGGAGCAUGUGGUCGUUCCGCUCAGGAAACAAGUGA